AUGUGGUUUUGGGUUCUGUAGUGGCGUUUCUUUUUUUUUAAAUCCCAAUUUUUUUUCACUUUUAUUUCCAUCCCUGGGAGAGGCCCUGCGGAAUUCCAGACUGGCAGCGAAUCCUGAGGAAACCAGAGCGGGACAAAGGCGCAGGAGCCCGGCACAAGUUGGUGCAAGCAAAGAAACGGGGGGAAAAAAAAUUCCAUUUGCCAAGGUUUCCUAAGGAUCCAGCACGACUUUCCGUGUUUCUCUUGGAUCCCAGCACGGAAAAACUGCAGCAGCAGCUGAGGAAUAGGGAAAUAAGGGAAGGAAAAUCCAGGGAUUCUGAGGGACGAGCUGCUCCCGAGGAUGAGCUCCGUGCUCCUGCUGCUCCUGCUGCUCCCGUUUUCCGCCGGGAAUGCCGGAUCCCAGCCGGAGCAGGCGCUGCCCAGGCGGCGCCUGUCGUGCGUCAGGUGCUGCGGGCCCUCGGAGCAGCCCGUGUCCAUCCUGUCCCAAAGAUCCGCCAGGAUGAGCGGAGAGCCCCGAUAUUCCCUGCCCAAAAUCCAGCCCACCAUCGACAUCACCAUCCUCAAAGGCGAGAAGGGCGAGAUGGGCGAGCGGGGCCUGCCGGGGGCCGUGGGCCAGGCCGGGCAGCGCGGCCUGCGGGGCCCGAGCGGCCGCAAGGGCCAGAAGGGCCAGGCCGGGCCCCAGGGCCACUCCUGCAAACAACAAUUCGCCGCCUUCUCCGUGGGCCGCCGCAAGCCCCAGCACAGCUCCGACUACUUCCAGCACGUCACCUUCGACACCGAGUUCGUCAACCUCUACCAGCACUUCAACAUGUUCUCCGGCAAGUUCUUCUGCUACGUGCCGGGGGUUUAUUACUUCAGCCUCAACGUGCACACCUGGAAUUUCAAGGAGACCUACGUGCACCUGAUGAGGAACGAGCAGCCCGUGGCCAUCCUGUACGCCCAGCCCAGCGACAGGAGCAUCAUGCAGAGCCAGAGCCUGAUGCUGGAUCUGCAGGAAGGGGAUGAGGUUUGGGUCCGCAUGUUCAAGAGGGAGAGGGAAAAUGCUGUUUACAGCGAGGAGUCGGAUGUUUACAUCAUCUUCAAUGGGUACCUGAUCAAACCCGCGCUGGAGUAGGAGCUGCUCAGCUCCAGGGAGAAGCUUUGGGCCAUCCAGCAGUGUCUUCCCUCUAGAAGUGCGUCCCUGAUUCCAUCUGGAAUGGUUGUAGCUCCUGGAAGAGUUGUUUUUCCAC
Messenger RNA from Catharus ustulatus (Swainson's thrush), 1228 nucleotides. It is a transcript of the gene C1QTNF8, whose product is annotated as C1q and TNF related 8. NCBI's taxonomy places the organism in Eukaryota, Metazoa, Chordata, Aves, Passeriformes, Turdidae. The record is from RefSeq and is a predicted model, not a curated record. Gene Ontology annotation, molecular function: protein binding.